GCGAUGGCGACAGAGAUGCAAGAAUUUCGUUAUUUGAUUUCGCAUAUGUUGAGUCCCGAGAACGAUGCAAGAAAUGAAGCUGAAAAGCGAUAUGAUCAGAUACCAAAAGCAACACAAGGCAGAUUAUUGUUCGAACUGUUCUUGGACAAUUCUGCAGAAUUCGAAAUGCGUUCUAUGUGUUUAAUUUUAUUAAGACGGUUACUGUCGAAAGAUUGGGAUGAAGUUUGGCCGAUAUGGGGAGAAGAGAAUCAAAAAGGUUUUUGUGAGCAGUUGUUGAAAUUGGCCACUGAGGAAACGCAUUCUGUUCUACGCAAACGUUUAUGUGAUGUAAUUGCCGAAGUUGCUCGGGCAUCCAUUGAUAAUGAAAGUGGACGUCAAAAAUGGCAGGGCGUGUUGCGAUUUCUUGAAAUUUGCACAACGUCAAGUAGUGCCACUUUGCAAGAAACCGGCAUGAUGCUCAUUGAGAUGGGGAUAGUUGAUUAUUCAACAGUUAUUAUUGGUGGAUUAGUCAAGCGAUUUUUUCUCUGUGAAAAUCAGGCAUAUUUCAGAAAUGAACCUUCUGUAUUUGGCUGUGAUCGUAACCAUUAUAUUACUGGAAUCAAACAAAUGUUUCAAACUUCCCUAUUAUAUGAAAGUGAGAGUUCUGUUAGAACAGCGGCAGUUCGAGCGUAUGUUGCUUUUCUUACUGAAAACGAAGACGACGACAGAUUAAUUAAAUCGUUAUCUGAUCAAAUCCCUGCUGUUAUAAAGGUCUGUAGCCAUGUCGUAGAAGCUGAAACUGAUGACGAUGUUCCUUUACAAUGUUUAGGAGAUUUAGCUAGCAACGUGCCGAGAGUAAUACAACCAUAUAUUAUAGAUAUAUUCAAUCUUUGUUGUGCAACAGUUGCAAACAAGGAAAAGGAUGAUUCAUACCGACAUAGCGCACUUGAAGUCAUGGUUUCUGUAUGUGAGAGUGCACCAACUAUGUUGGAUGAUGAUGUUACGGAGUGGUUAUCAAAAGACAAUACAGAUGAAGAUGAUGAUGAUGAUCAAAAUUAUGGUUUUGGUGAAUCUUCAUUAGAUCGCAUUUCAUGUAGUCUUGGUGGAAAAGCAGUUUUGCAACCGUUCUUGGGUAUUAUAUCUCGUCUAAUCCAUGAUGCGGAUAACUGGAAAAAUCGACAUGCUGCAAUAAUGGGAUUGUCCACGGUUGGUGAAGGUUGUAAGCGUCAGAUGGAACCAAUGAUCGUUGAUAUUGUUGAUAAUAUUCUUCCAUUCAUAAACGAUCCGCAUCCGAGAGUACGAUACGCCGUUUGCAACGCUUUGGGUCAAAUGUCUUCAGAUUUUGAACCAACCUUACAGAAAAAAUGUAGUGAUAAAAUUGUGGAUGGACUAUGUUCAUUACUCGUAGAUCUUUCUUGUCCUAGAGUGUCUGCACAUGCUGGUGCUGCUUUGGUUAAUUUUAGCGAGGAUUGUCCAAAGAUAGUUAUGGCUGCUCAUUUGCGGAAAAUUAUGGAAAAGCUUGAAUUUGUACUGGAACAUACGUUCAAGCAACUUGAAUUCUUGAAUGUUGAAUUUAAGCUGUUGGAACGUGGAAAGAAGUUGGUUCUUGAACAAGUUAUAACUACCAUUGCUUCCGUAGCUGAUGCAGCGGAGGAAUAUUUUAUUACAUUUUACGACCGCUUGAUGCCUCCUCUUAAAUAUAUUCUUCAAGAUGCAAAGUCGGAUGAGCUAAAAUCAUUGAGAGGUAAAACGAUUGAAUGUAUAUCACUUAUAGGCCUUGCUGUGGGCAAAAAUAAAUUUACCAAAGAUGCGCACGAAAUUAUGCAAAUACUGCUUUCGGACCAAUCUCAAUUCCAGAAUUUGUCAUGCGAUGAUCCUCAAACAUCGUAUAUGAUAAGCGCUUGGGCAAGAAUUUGUAAAAUUCUCGGUGAAUCGUUCGCUGAAUAUUUACCUGUGGUUAUGCCAUCAGUUUUACAUACUGCUUCAAUAAAACCAGAUGUUGCUUUGAUGACAGAAGAUGAAGCAACUGUUCAGGAGGAUGAUCCUGGUUGGAGUUUUGUUCCAUUAGGUGAUCAAAAGUUGUUUGGUGUUAAAACCGCUGGUUUAGAAGAAAAAUCUACUGCCUGCGAGAUGUUGGUUUGCUAUGCCCGUGAGCUAAAAGGUGCCUUCAAUCCCUACGUGGAAUCAGUUGUGGAUCUGAUGCUUCCUCAUCUCAAAUUUCUUUUUAGUGAUGAAGUACGUUCCGCUGCUGCAGAAAUUUUCCCUCACCUUUUGGCAUGUGUGCGAGGUCGCGGUGAAGCCUAUCGUUCAGGUCUAUGGCGUGCCGUUUUGCCUGCUUAUAAAGAAGCAAUUGAUAGCGAGCAUGACCGAGAUGUUCUUGCAGAUCAGAUUGAAGGCAUAGCUGAAGUUGGCUUUACAAUUUUUAUUUUAUCUGAGAAUAGUCCUGCUUUAAUCGCAAUAUGUAUAACCGAACUUGGAGGGAAUAUGAUCACUAAUGAUGAUGUGAGGCUAAUUGUCGAUAUUUUGCUUCAACAACUUAAAGUUAUUGCUGAAAAUGUUCAUCGUCGAGAUACGGGUGAAAAAGAAGAUGAAGAUGAUGCUGGUGAAACUGAUAAUGAAGCUAUUGAGGAAGAUGCCAAUGUAUUGUCUCGUAUCACAGAUGUUGUGCAUGCUUUGUUCAAGGAAUUUCGACAAGGCUUUGUUCCAUACUUUGAGCAACUCGAGCCUAUAUUUAGACCUUGGUUAUCUCAAAAAAGGCAUUUCAGUGAAAGGCAAUGGACCAUUUGCAUGUACGAUGAUCUUAUUGAAUUUGGUGGAGAGGCUAGUGUUCAGUACCAACAAUACUUUUAUGAACCAUUGAUUUCUUGUAUCAAUGAUGAAUAUCCGGAAGUGCGUCAGGCUGCUGCUUAUGGAAUUGGUCUUAUGGGAUUAUAUGGAGGUAAAGCGUAUGCACAACUUUGUGCAGGCGCUUUGCAGCCUAUCGCUAAUAUGAUAUCUGAUCAGGCGGCUCGUUCUACAACAGAUGCACUUUUGGCUACAGAAAAUGCAAUAAGUGCAGUUGCAAAAAUCCUUAAAUUUAAUUCUUCCAUGAUAGACGUUAAUGCAGUUAUCCCUACUUUUGUUCAAUGGUUGCCUGUUUGGGAAGAUACGGAGGAGUCUCCUUAUACUUAUGAUUAUUUUGCUGACCUGAUCGAAAGCAAUAAUCCACUUGUUCUUGGUGAAAAUAAUUCAAAUUUACCGCGGAUACUUUCGGUCAUGGUCGAAGCACUUGAUAAAUGCGCACUAGAUUCUGAUGAAUCAGAUGAAAUUGAGUUAAAACAGAGGCGAGAAACCGUAAAAUCAAGAUUAAUUAACAUUAUAAAAUUUAUGCAGACAAAUGCGGAAAUGUUUCAAGCCAUUGUUGUGUCUGCAGCCUUAAACGAACAGCAGUUGUCGGUUUUGCAACAAGUUUUGUCAUAA
This is a messenger RNA of Dracunculus medinensis (Guinea worm), 3438 nucleotides long. The record is from the annotation of a GenBank genome assembly. NCBI's taxonomy places the organism in Eukaryota, Metazoa, Nematoda, Chromadorea, Rhabditida, Dracunculidae.